This is a messenger RNA of Castor canadensis (American beaver), 709 nucleotides long. The record is from RefSeq and is a predicted model, not a curated record. NCBI's taxonomy places the organism in Eukaryota, Metazoa, Chordata, Mammalia, Rodentia, Castoridae.
CCCCGAUCAUUGGCAGAUUUCCCGAAUUUUCAAUUUUUCCAGCCAGGGUGUGAUCAAGGUGACGUUUAGGACUUGGGCGGGCGAGGGGUUGACUGUCCGCGUCCGUACUGACCGGGGAGGACGUGCAGUCCAGGGGCGUGACCAGGAUUGCACUACCUGUGGCGCAAUUGUGCACCUGAGGUGCAGCUGGGAUUUGAACCCGCGCUUGGCUGAGUCCGAUCCUGAGCUUUGCCAGAUCGUGGAACCGGGAUGACCCAAUCUUUGGUUUGUUCGCAGACCGUAAGCAGGGUGAGUUCGGUGCUGAAUCGCGACACCCGGCAGUUUGGCAAGAAGCACCUUUUCGACCAGGACGAGGAGACGUGCUGGAACUCCGACCAGGGCCCUUCCCAGUGGGUAUCGCUGGAGUUUCCCCAGCUCGUCCACGUCUCCCAGCUGCAGAUCCAGUUCCAGGGCGGCUUCUCCAGCCGCAGGGGCCGCCUGGAAGGUACCAGAAGGGCCUGGGGGGGUGGAGGUCUGAGGCGGGGCCCUCCCGGGACUCACUGUCCCCCUCCUUCUGCGGCAGGGUCACAGGGGGGUGACCCCCUCCGUAAGAUUGUGGACUUCUACCCGGAGGACAGCAACUCGCUCCAGAUAUCCUGCCCUGGCCUCUGGGGUGGGUGGCGGUGGGACGUACGCCUUUAAAAGCGUGGGGUCCACCUGGACCUGAGUG